AUGAAUGUUCAGGGUAAAUGCAUGUUCCCGUUCAAGUACGAUGACUCCUAUUUCCACAGCUGCAUUCGCAUAAGGAGCAAACACAGGUGGUGCUCACUGAACUCAACUUACCAAGGCUACUGGAAAUACUGUUCUGAGGACGAUGUGGCCCCAUGUGCAUUUCCAUUCUGGUACCGACGAUUAAUCUACAGGUCAUGUACUGAAGACGGAGAUGCAUUUGGAAAAAAGUGGUGUUCCCUGACCAAAAAUUACAACAAGGACAGGAUAUGGAGAUAUUGUUAG
This is a messenger RNA of Sorex fumeus (smoky shrew), 282 nucleotides long. RefSeq names its product binder of sperm protein homolog 1-like. The record is from RefSeq and is a predicted model, not a curated record. Lineage: Eukaryota; Metazoa; Chordata; Mammalia; Eulipotyphla; Soricidae. The transcript is spliced from 3 exons. Gene Ontology annotation, molecular function: heparin binding. Gene Ontology annotation, cellular component: cell surface. The coding region runs from base 1 to 282 and encodes 93 amino acids.